GUGAACAGGAAGCAGGUUGACGUGAUUUCCGCAGGCUCAGACCGGGGAAAGUUGUUUCCUGAAGUUGACACUGCUGUGAUCGUUUCCACACCAAAGUCCUGGUGCUUUGGUGCAAAAUGACUUUUUGGACAAGUUUCUCGGAGUUGCUAUAGACGUUUCGCAUCGCGAUCGAGCUCUGACGACAAGAUGAGCUCCAACAGUGAAAACACAGAGACGAGCCUACAGGCCCAGCUAGCCGAUUGCCGAGCUCAGGUCGAACAUUGGCAGGGCGUGGCGACGAUCUGUGAGCUGAGCAAACAGGAGGAACUGGCAGAGCUGCAAAAACAAUGUGAUCAAGAGAUCCAGUCUCUCCAGGAGGCUCUUAGAGAGACGGCAGCGCAGUACGAGGCCAGGAUAGCUGCUCUUCAGUCUCAGCCUGUGGAGUUCAGGAGAUCUAGUGGACAGCAUAUGAUCAGUGGAAGGAAAGCCAGGAAAGACGCAGAGGCUUCCAGUGAAGAAGCUAUCACCAACAGUCAACCGGAGGCAGAGGUUAUGGCAUCGGUCGACAGAGGGGACAGCCAACCAGUGGAGCUUGAGGUGGCGGCGGAAGGAGAGGGGGCGCCACUUACGACAGAAGGGUAUUUCUCACUGAGGCACUGCGACUCGGCCUCGUUGUCCUCCUUCUCCUUAGACACACCCUCUCUGCCCAGAAAACUCCACGCUCAGGAAGACACAGACUCUCUGGUCUCCACGGGAACUUUGGUGCCUGAAGCCAUCUACCUGCCACCGGCUGGACACCGGCUGGUCACGCACAGCGACUGGGAUGCUCUCAAUGCUCAGGUGUCAGAGCUGCGCGUAGAGGUGAGUCGCCUCGAGGCUGAGAAGGAGGAGCUGGAGAGAGAACUUGACACACAGACCAACCACACAAACAAACAGGUAUCAAUGCUCCAGUCACAGGUGAAGACUUCAGAGGCCCUCCUUCAGGAUUUACAAAAAUCUUUUAGCCAAUCACAGAAUGCAGUGCAGAGUCGGCUGGCAGAGCUAUCAUUUUCCCAGAGGAAGAUGUGCUGUGAGUUGUCCAGACUGAAAGGAGAGGAGGUUGAGGAUGAGGGUCCAGAGCCCAGCUCAUCUUUCCCAGCAACACUGCAGGGGGCGCACUGUGAGGAGCGUCUUCGCAUAGAGAUUGUCAACCUGAGAGAGCAGCUGGAUAGCCGUACAGAGGAGAAUGAGAUUUUAGAAGUGCAGCUUUCCAGUCUGAAGACCGAGACGGAGAGGAUCCAGGCUCAGAAGGACCAGUUACAGGCUGAACUGCUGGCCUGUCGCACUGAACUGGAAGCCCUGCGGGUGGCACUCUCUCAUGUGCAGAGCAGCAACAAGACCCUCAGUAAUGAGAAAGCAGCCCUGCACCAACAGUGUCUGGAGCUGCGUAGCCAAGUGAUCAGUCUGCGCUCCCAAGUCGACACCAGCCAGACUGUACAGAGGGACUUUGUCCAGCUGUCCCAGUCGCUGCAGGUGAAGCUGGAAUUAAUUCGGCAGGCUGAGAGUCUUGAACAAGUCAAGGAAAUCCUGGAAGAGGGUGUCAGUGAAGCUGGUUCCCUGCCUGCAGAUGCCUCAUGAGUUAUAGAGUCACGGUGGAGCCAAAGAGCACAGACCAACAGAAAACAUCCCAAGAGGGACCAAUAAGGACCAACUAACCAUGGCCACAAGAAACACUGUCAUGACCAGCUGGUGCUGCUUGCAUGUGAUGAAUUGGUGUCAUGACUGAAACUGUUGCUUCAUGGCCAAAGUGAUUAUUGAUGAACCAUGAUUCCUUUGGGGACACUCCUCAUCCAGUAACAUGUCUGUUUCCAUACUAAUACAUACGUGAAUGCGUGUUGCAGAUAAAACUGACAUGACUUCAGCAAACACUCAGCAAUCCAACACUCUUUUUACACAAUAUAAACUACACAAUUACACAAACUUUUUUUGUGAAGGACCUCUAAAAUUCAGCAUAUCACAGUGCAAUAAAGAAGUGAUCUAAAGUGGAAACUCUCCUAAAUUAUCUGCAUUUUAGAUAUUUUUUAUUCUAUAUGCAUUAAUUUCAUGUCUUUUUAUUUUAGCUGAACAUUGCUAAGUAUUCCUGUUCUUACUACAACCAUACUAGCAUUUUACUUAAAACAACAUGAUUGUGGGUGAAGGAAUGAGAGAAGCACAAAUCAAUCAAUAAAUGUGAAUAUGUAA
Molecule: messenger RNA, 2199 nt
Organism: Scatophagus argus
Lineage: Eukaryota; Metazoa; Chordata; Actinopteri; Scatophagidae
Gene: rabep2
Product: rabaptin, RAB GTPase binding effector protein 2
Exons: 12
Coding region: 187-1596 (469 amino acids)
Biological process (GO): endocytosis
Cellular component (GO): intracellular membrane-bounded organelle
Molecular function (GO): GTPase activator activity; growth factor activity
Source: RefSeq, a predicted model, not a curated record